GGUCCCAAAACAGUGUUUUUCUGGGCACCUAUUAUGAAAUGGGGUUUGGUAUGUGCUGGAAUGGCUGACAUGACCAGACCAGCAGAGAAGCUCAGCACAGCACAGUCUGCAGUACUAAUGGCCACAGGCCUUAUUUGGUCAAGGUACUCUCUAGUUAUUAUUCCUAAAAACUGGAGUUUGUUUGCGGUGAACUUCUUUGUUGGCUGUGCUGGUGGCUCUCAACUCUUCCGAAUAUGGAGGUAUAAUCAGGAGCUAAAAGCAAAACAACAAGCGCAGCUGCAGCAAGCAGAUGCUUAACCCAACAGAUCAAAUCCAGCAACGCACAAAUCCUUCCCCAUGAGACCCAGCUUCACUAAUUUUAAUUUUUUUUCCUCUGAGAAAAUGAAAGAGGAAAUUUAAAUGUCUAGAGAGCAAGUGUUUUCUAAGUGCAAAUAACAAAGUGUCUUCAUACAUUUAAAUAAAGUGCAACGUUUUAAAUU
Molecule: messenger RNA, 479 nt
Organism: Tauraco erythrolophus (red-crested turaco)
Lineage: Eukaryota; Metazoa; Chordata; Aves; Musophagiformes; Musophagidae
Source: RefSeq, a predicted model, not a curated record